Messenger RNA from Aspergillus pseudonomiae, 1507 nucleotides. Its product is annotated as V-type ATPase assembly factor PKR1. NCBI's taxonomy places the organism in Eukaryota, Fungi, Ascomycota, Eurotiomycetes, Eurotiales, Aspergillaceae. The transcript has a single exon. Gene Ontology annotation, cellular component: endoplasmic reticulum membrane. Bases 527 to 1069 code for a protein of 180 amino acids. The record is from RefSeq and is a predicted model, not a curated record. Gene Ontology annotation, biological process: vacuolar proton-transporting V-type ATPase complex assembly.
CAUCGCCAACAGCAAAUUAAUCCAUACGUGCUGCUACUCCACCUCUUCUCUCCUCCGCCCUCUAGUCGUGAAUUAAUCCCCACGGGGAAGGACCACUGAUUUUUAACUCAGGUCUAGCUCCCUGGACCAACUUGGGGCUGGCUCCAGUUUUCCGGCCUUGACCUUCUCCACAUCUCGCAUUUCAAAUUCCGACCGCUCAGCUUCGGUUACCCGCCGACUUUUCGGAGACACAAGCGUCCUGAACGUUCUCUCUUCCACCAAACCCAGACGGCGCCUUGAUUCAGCGCGUCCGACUUGGAAACUGGUUUGUGAAACCCCGUGCAGCUUGGCAGAUGGCAUCCCGACCGAACCGCGUUUUGCGUUUGCAUCACUAACAGUCGUGCAGUAGCGCAGGCGAAACACCCCCGCGGAUUCCAUUUUCCGACUCAACGUCAUUCCACAGUGCAGACCCCUGUCUCAGACACGGAAUCCGUCUCCCUUUCCUUUCCCCCGCAAGUAACCCGGCCCCGAGGCAUCAUCAGAAAUUAUGGUAUCGUUUGUGGAGGAUCUUUGGGCGAGCAUCUUUACCCCGGGUCCCACUCCCACCCUGCUCGUCGCAGCCAACGCCACUUUCGCCGCGCUCCAGCUGGUCCUCUUCCUGCUCCUCCUCGCGACCUACAGCAUCCACUUCGUCGUCCUCUCCGUCCUCUCCGCGUCGCUAUGGUGGUCGAUCAACUGGUUUGCUCAGGAAUUGAUCGCGGUGCAGGCACAAGAGGCUGAAAAGACACAGUCAAAGGAACUGGUCACCGACGAAGACGACGAUGACAAGAGGAGAUCGGAAGCUAGUCGGAAAACACCGGGAGCGCUGGAUAGCACGGAAAGUGACACUGAAACCGAGAGCCUGAUGGAACGUAAAAUCUCUGCGGUGUCCGCUGCCGCCCCGCCGUCCACCACGACGGCGGCUGCUACUCCUCAACCGCCGGAGCAGCAGGGAGGGAUCCGGAAACGGCCCAGCAUGAGCGGAGAGAGCUCCGGCUAUGUGAGUACAGAUAGCGAAUGGGAAAAGGUGGAUGACAAAGCCACUGCUUAGGCAUAAGUUCUGUUUGGAUAAGAAAUUUGGGAGGGCCUGUCUUGCAGUUGCUCGAGUGCUGCUCACAGGCAGUGCCUCCUUAAAGAUACUUCCGUAUCAGUUGAUAUAACUAUUUGUUCGACGUGCAUUUUGGUUUGCGUGUACCGACAGAUACCCCAUAGAUGACGACUCUGCUUAUACACCUUUGGUAAAAUGGAUUUGGCCAUGAUAGCUCGCUCCGAGACUUACUUACGUUCGUCAUGCCUGUCUGAAGAGAAUAUCAAUGACAGACCAUCAAUUUUUGCGUCCAUCGCUUGUAAACAUGAACACCACUCAUAGCAGACUCAUAGCAGCCGUACGAAGCGCACAUAACAAGUACAGCAAAAACAAACCAUAUUUUAUAAAUGAAGGUCAACCUACAUACAAAAAAAAAAAAAAAAAAAAAAAAAAAAAAAAAAA